UAAAUUACAAUAACAUCUUUUUAUUAAUUGAGCUGGUUAAGCAAAUAAUUAAAUGGUGUGUAACAAUCAGACACACACACACACACACACACACACAAACACACACAGACAAACACACACACACAAACACAGACACACACACACAAACACACACACACACACACACACACACACACACACACACAAACACACACAAACACACACAUACACACAAACACACACACACAAACACACACACACACACACACACACACUGCAACACACUCACAGUUUCUGCAGUAUCUAGUUUUUUAUGUGCUCACAUUUUUAUGCAACAUUUCCUUUUUUGAAAUUCAUAGGUCAUGGGGGGUGAAAACUUUUGCAUGCAUGAAUUAACUGUCAUUUUAAGCAGUAUGUUUAUAAACACUUCUCUUUAAGCGGUGGAGUGUUGAAUGACUAAUCUCCUCCACCCCCUUUGUGAUUGGACGGUAGCCAAGUAUCCUUUCACUCAUUGGAUGAAGAAGCACAGGGGGUGGUACAUUCCCAGGCUUCACAAGAGUGUGUGUGUGUGUGAGAGAGAGAGAGAGAGAGAGAGAGAGAGAGAGCGUGUGUGUGUGUGUGUGUGUGUGUGUGUGUGUGUGUGUUUAUGUGUGUGAGUGCACUUAUUCCACCGGAAGCCAGCCAAGAUCCUCCCGUUCCUUCCUGCUCUCGCAGACAUGUUCUUGUUUUCCGGACUAAACCCCCAGCUCACUGCAGCAGAUAUAACAGCAGAAAUACAGAGGAAAUGAAACGCGCUCUGUGAUUGGCUGAGAAGGAGCCGAGCCAUACCACUUCCUACAUCUUUCCCAGGACCUUCGGCACGAGGUGUCACGGUCUGGACAAAGCCAGCGAGAUCAGACAUUGGACUGAGGAUCUGAGGAUGAGAGGAACACUGACACACCUCAUAUCCAUCCCCGAGGCUUUGAAUAAGCACUACACAGCAUGUUUCCUGUAAUCUCGCUGGCUCUCAGACGAAGAGCCCUGAAAUGCCGGGAAAGUCGACGCGCCGUAGCUACCGUCAUCUCCGGCAGCAAGCUCUCACAACAUGUGACCGAGCGUCUGAAAAAGGACGUCGCCGAGAUGAACCGUCAGCUUCCGGGCUUUAGACCGGGCCUGGUGGUGCUACAAGUUGGGGACAGAGACGACUCCAAUCUUUACAUCAGUAUGAAGUUAAAGGCAGCAGCUAGAAUUGGAAUUAAUGCCAACCACAUCAGGCUCCCUAAGACCGCUACGCAAGACGAGGUGCUGCAGAGUAUACAGCUGUUUAACGAGGACCCAGAUGUUCACGGGCUCAUCGUACAGCUACCUCUGGACUCCAUCCAUCCCAUGAACACGGAGAAAGUGACCAACGCGGUGGAUCCAGACAAGGACGUGGACGGUCUGUGCAGUGUCAAUGCAGGGAAACUGGCUCGAGGUGAUCUGCAGAGCUGCUUCAUCCCCUGCACACCUAACGGCUGUAUGGAGCUCCUCAAACACACGGGUGUUUCGGUAUCAGGCAAGAACGCCGUGGUGAUCGGACGCAGUAAGAUCGUCGGAGCUCCGAUGCACGACCUCCUCCUGUGGAACCACGCCACCGUCACCUGCUGUCACUCCAAAACUCCAGACCUUCCAGCAGAAGUGAAGAAGGCGGACAUCCUGGUGGUGGGCACCAGGAAAGCCGAGAUGGUGAAAGGCGAGUGGAUAAAAGACGGCGCGGUGGUCAUCGACGUCGGCAUUAAUUACAUCCCAGACAGUAGCAGAGCAUCAGGUAUGCGGGUGGUGGGCGACGUUCACUAUCCAUCAGCUCAGGAGCGGGCGGGGUUCAUCACCCCGGUCCCUGGAGGAGUGGGACCCAUGACGGUCGCCAUGCUGAUGGAGAAUACAGUCAAGAGUGCUGAGAGGUUUCUGCAGACGUACAGGCCUGGGAAAUGGAGCGUGACGUACACAAAGCUGAAGCCACAGAAACCUCAGCCAAGUGAUGCCCGAAUCUCUCAGUGCGCCACACGGAAGCCCAUUCAUCAGCUGGCUAAGGAAAUAGGGCUGUUCUCUAAGGAAAUCGAGGUGUACGGCCGGGGCAGGGUGAGGGUGAGCCUGGACGUCCUGAAACGACUCGACAAACAGCCUGACGGGAAAUAUGUGGCAGUCACUGGAUUAACGUCUUCUCCACUAACCGAAGGUCGAAGCAUCGUCACUCUGGGGUUAGCACAAGCUUUAGGGGGACAUUUAAAGGUCAAUGCUUUUGCCUGCGUUAGACAACCGUCUCUACAUCACUGUUUAGGUGUCAGAGGAGCUGCUGUUGGAGGCGGAUAUUCUCAGAUCUCCAUAGAGGAGGCCAGGUCCCUGUUCACAGGAGACUCUGAGGCUGUUUUGGCAUUCAGUGGCCUCAUCACAGACACCAUCACAGCGUACUGUCACUACCAGGCCAAGCUCUCUGACCAGGCUCUUUUUGACCUCUUGGUCCCAGUCAGAGAUGAUCAUCGCGCCUUCUCAUCAUCCCAGCUCAAAAGGCUGCAGAGACUCGGCGUUGAGAAAUCCGACCCCUCGGCCCUGACCCAGGAUGAGAUAAGACGCUUGGUCCGGUUGGACAUUAGCCCAGACGUGAGGACGGACCGCGCGUCUCUGGAUGGCGAGAUCAUGGCCGUCGUGUCUCUGAGCAGGAGUGUAGAGGAUCUGCAGGACAGACUGGCUCGCAUGGUGGUGGCUCACAGCACAUCUGGAGAGCCUAUUAUUACAGAGGACCUGGGUAUUAGCGGUGUUGCAGGUGUGCUGUUGAAGGAAUCUCUGAAGCCGUGUUUGAUGCAGACGUUGGAGGGAACUCCUGUCUUUCUUCACAUCAGUCCAUUAGCUGAUGCCGCUUGGGGCAGUCCAUCCAUCACGGCAGACAAAAUGGCUCUAAAAUUGGUCGGGCCUCAGGGUUUUGUGGUCGCCGAGACGCCUCACUGUGAGAACUUCUUCAGCAUCACGUGCCGCUCCUCAGGCCUGCGACCACACGUGCUGGUGUUCGUGACUUCUGUACGAACCCUGAAGAUGUGCGGCGGCGGCCCGCGGGUCACAGCAGGCUUCCCUUUACCUGAACAGUAUUCAAAACAGAACGUGGAGCUGCUGGAGAACGGCUGCGCUCACCUGAAGAGGCGGUUAGAGACGGCCAGGGCGUACGGGGUACCCGUUGUUCUGGCUGUAAACACCUUCAGUUGUGACUCAGAGGCUGAGGUGGAGAUGGUGUGUGAUCAGGCGAGGAGGUUCGGAGCGGUCGAGGCUGUGCAGUGCAGUAGUUGGUCUGAAGGGGGCGCUGGAGCGCUGGAGCUGGCACGCAGUGUUCAGAGAGCGGCCGAGAUCCAGAGCAUGCUUCACUUCCCCUAUGAGCUGCAGAUGCCUGUGAUUGAUAAGAUGAAGAAAGCAGCCUGGCAGAUGUGUGGUGCUGAGGAUGUGGAGCUGUCAGCUAAAGCUAAAGAGAAGCUUGAACUUUAUAUAAAACAGGGUUUUGGACAUUACCCAGUGUGCAUCAGUGAGAGUCGCAUAUGCAUGAGGAAUGACGCUGGAGUGAAGGUGGUGCCCAUUUCAGAUAUCCAGGCCUACGCAGGAGCGGGGUUUCUCCGCUUUGUGCCAGACAUGACAAACCGUCGUGAAGAUCCGACCUGGCCCCGUUUGCUUGUCGACGGUCACCUCGAGAGUCCUGUGUUUUAGGAUUGAGUUCCAGCUCCGCAGAAAAGCAGGUCACGUUCCGAGAAGCUUCUCAAAAAUGUUUCUGUGCAUUAUCCGACCUGUCCAUCAGGAGACGCAGCUGCAGCUCGGAGUGUGUGUGUGUGUGUGUGUGUGUGUGUGUUUAAUAAUAUCACUAAAGCACAGAAAUACAUCCUGCUGUGGUUUAUACGCCAAAUACUACAGCUGUGUGACUUUACUAUUACAGCGUAUUUUCUUUAUUUAUCAAUCAGUAUUUUUCUAUUUUCAGAAGUCAUUAACAUCAGACAAAUUGUGUUAAAACGUCUUGGAGCUACUCUACACCGAGUGGAGAGGUGAUAAAAAGAAAGAAAAAAAAAGAUUCCUACUCAUUUUUGAUUUAGAAUCCGUGAUGCGUUCCGACGGAACUGUUGUAUAACACAGUAACACAGUUGUAGUUGUAUAAAACUGCACAAACCUGCAUAAAAAUGUAUUAAUACCAUAUUCACACAGGAAUUUUAUCAUUCAUGGACACUUUUACAUUUAUAUAAACGCACCCUAAGAACUGGUCUUAAAUGAACAGUUCUAAAAAUGACCUAGAUUAUAAGAAUAUACUUACCUUUGGAACGACAUCAUUUACACUACACGCUCUCGCGGUGUAUCGGCUUUAUAUCGGGUACGUUCAUGUUCGGCUGAUUUAUACCAAAUACAUGUACAUUAUCUGUGUUGUGUCCAAUUCCACAGCACUUUUGAAUUCUUGAUUCUGAUUGGUCAGAAGGCGUUGCUUCAUUUUUCAAUAACCGCAGGUUUAUAUUAAAGGGGUCGUAUGAUGCUUUUUAAUGCUUUCUUUCUCCUUUAGCGUGUAAUGUAUGUGUAUAAGAUCUGCAUCGUUAAAAAGCUCAUAUUUAACCCAAAGGGAUUUAUUCUAUCUAACAGAGAACACUGCUCCAGUCCAUGCCCGAAACGCCUCGUUCCAAAUCCAGAUAUUACUUCCACAAACGUCUAUGUUACUAUUUGCAAUAUCAGCAUAGUCCUGCCCAAAGGCAGCCAUGAAGAAAGAAGAGGCAGGGCUUCAGUGAAUUCAGGCGCCGUGUCACGGAGACGCUGUGUGUUUCAGUGCGAAAGCAAAACCUCUUCGUUUUACUUUCUGAAAACGGACGAAAUUAGGAAUCGGUGGUUACUGUUGAUUUAUAACGCUGUUCCUGAGCUGUACGACCCGAACGUUUGCGUGUGCACAGCGCAUUUUACAGAGGACAGCUUCCUGAACCUGGCCGAGUACAACGCAGGCUACACACGAAGGCUACUCCUGAAAAAUGGGGCGGUUCCCACUUUGCUCGGGCAAUCUUGAGCUUCUGAAUCAGAACCUGUGAGUUUUGUGUUGUGUAGACCUCUGCUAACGUGCUAGCUAAAGUUUGCUAAGUUACCUCGGUUUUUUAUGUUUGUUUGUAUGUUGGUGGUCUGACACAGACGUUGAUUGUAGCUGCUGUUGCGAUUGUAUCUUGAAACGGUUUAUAUCAAUCAAAUCACAAGAAUCCCAGCUUUCCAAAGAUAUAUCGCAUGAGUACCUACGUACACACAGUAGCUGUGUACAGCAUAGUUAGUCCCGCCGGGGGGGGUCAGAAUAUACAUCGUAUCUGAAAGGUGAGAGAAUUACAAAAUAAAAACUUACCGCUGUGAAACGUUCUGCUCAAGCCGUGUUUGCAAAUACGGUCGAUCAUCCGCAUUUUCUGAAUCGGACUCGGGCUCGAACUGAUACGGUAAACCCGACGACAUGUUGCUUUGGAGCUUAGAAUCGCUUUAGAAGCUUUGGAGGCUGAAGUUAGCCCAAGGGGCGUUACAUUUCCGACACACGCUUGAGGUUUUUGGCCAAUCACAAAGCAACGGGUCAGCUGGCCAAUCAGAGCACUCUGGGCUUUUCGGAAGGUGGGACUUUGUAGAAAUCGGAGCGUUUCAGGCAGCAUGGGAAUAGAGGAACUGCAAUACUGUACAGUAUGAGUCAAAUAAUGUGUUUUUUGAACAUUAAAGCACGUUAACCUAUUCUAUUACACCCAAUAAACAACAUCAUUAACGUUUAAAAAACGUUUAAAAAUCAUGAUAUGACCCCUUUAAUGUGUGUGUUCUCAUACAUUAUAGUAACGGUUCAUUCACAGAGACUUCUACACUCCAUGUAAACGGAUUUUCCAAAAAAAAAAAAAAAAAGGAAUCGUUGAUAUGGAGAAGUUUUCUUCAAGUAAGGAGACAUGUAUGAAGGAGUCUCCAGUGUCAGCACUUUGUAACAGUUAGAGGUAAAGCUGUAACUUGAAGUUUUCAGGACAGUGGUGUUUAUGCUCUUUGUGCUUUCUUGGUAACAUGACAAGCUGCGUUUUGUUGUUGUUAUUGUUGUUGUUGUUGUUGUCUUAUUAACUUCAAGAUGCAAAAAAGAAGCUGGUGAGUGGAUGGCUGCUAUAAUGUGAGUGAAAACAGAAAUGAACUUAUAACUUAAACUUAAUGUAACUAUAAAUGGUUAAAAAAUUAUGACGUUAUUUAAUAAAUAAAAUAUUGUAAUCAUUGGCA
Messenger RNA from Ictalurus furcatus (blue catfish), 6207 nucleotides. RefSeq names its product methylenetetrahydrofolate dehydrogenase (NADP+ dependent) 1a, methenyltetrahydrofolate cyclohydrolase, formyltetrahydrofolate synthetase (gene mthfd1a). Gene Ontology annotation, cellular component: cytosol. The transcript is spliced from 29 exons. Gene Ontology annotation, biological process: tetrahydrofolate interconversion. NCBI's taxonomy places the organism in Eukaryota, Metazoa, Chordata, Actinopteri, Siluriformes, Ictaluridae. The coding region runs from base 961 to 3681 and encodes 906 amino acids. The record is from RefSeq and is a predicted model, not a curated record. Gene Ontology annotation, molecular function: ATP binding; methenyltetrahydrofolate cyclohydrolase activity; methylenetetrahydrofolate dehydrogenase (NADP+) activity.